Molecule: messenger RNA, 1022 nt
Organism: Uloborus diversus
Lineage: Eukaryota; Metazoa; Arthropoda; Arachnida; Araneae; Uloboridae
Product: tigger transposable element-derived protein 4-like
Exons: 1
Coding region: 14-1012 (332 amino acids)
Cellular component (GO): nucleus
Molecular function (GO): DNA binding
Source: RefSeq, a predicted model, not a curated record
UGUGAAGGAUUGGAUGCAAAAUGUGUGGCCGGACAUCAUUCGAGAUUACGACAAAAAGGAUAUUUUUAACGCCGACGAAGCGGGCUUAUUUUAUAAGCUGACUCCAAAUCAAACAUUGAAGUUAAAAGGUGAAAAAUGUGUCGGCGGAAAACACUCCAACAUAAGGAUAACCAUUCUUGUUUGUGCUAACAUGACUGGCUCUGAAAAACAAAAGUUGAUGGUUAUUGGAAAAUCGAAUAAGCCCAGGUGCUUUAAGAACGUGAAGAAACUUCCUGUAGUUUAUAAAUCAAACAAAAAAUCUUGGAUGACUGCUGACUUGUUCCAGGAGUCUCUCCAACAAUGGGAUAAGGAGCUGUCCCAAGGGAAAAGAAAAAUUGUUGUGCUGAUAGAUAAUUGUUCAGCACACGUUGAACUAAGGAACUUACAAUGGAUUAAAGUAGUUUUUCUCCCUCCCAACACUACUUCAGUAAUGCAACCGAUGGACCAGGGAGUAAUUCGUAGCCUUAAAUGUCAUUACAGAAAACAGCUAAUCUUGCGCAUUUUAGAAUGUUACGAUAACAACAAGGACUGUGACAUUUCCCUCCUUGAUGCCAUUGUUUUGGUUGAAAAAUCUUGGAGGAUGGUAUCUGACUCAACUAUCAGAAAUUGUUUUCGUCAUGCUGGACUUAGAAAAAUGCAACAGGAUGAAGAUAAAGGCUAUGAUGAGGACGAUGAUGAUGACAACCUUCCCAUUUCCAAGUGGCUGGAAAAACACGGAGUGCACGUAUUUCCUCAAAGUGAAAUUGAACAUUUCGAAUCUUGUGAUCACGAUGUUGCUACAUCUGGCGAAGUUAGUGACAGCGAUAUCGUAUCAGAAGUAAGCGAAAGGAUGAACUUGACUUCAGAUAUGGAUGACAAUUUUUCGGACAAUGAUGAAGGAACGGAAGAUGCAAAUCCAGGACCGUCCAUUUCCGCUGCAAAAGCAGCUGUCAGGGGUCUGUCCAGGAUUUUUCACAGGGUCCGUUUUUUGUGAAAAAUCAAAU